Hansenula ciferrii is the source of this 3033-nucleotide messenger RNA. RefSeq names its product Mtc5p (gene MTC5). Bases 1 to 3033 code for a protein of 1010 amino acids. Gene Ontology annotation, molecular function: protein binding. The transcript is spliced from 2 exons. NCBI's taxonomy places the organism in Eukaryota, Fungi, Ascomycota, Saccharomycetes, Phaffomycetales, Wickerhamomycetaceae. The record is from RefSeq and is a predicted model, not a curated record.
AUGAAUAAAUUUGGAAAUACUUUAUCAAAAAUUGAUCAAAAACUUUUACACAUUGACUCAGUGAUAUUAAUGGCAAAUAUAACUUCUCCUUAUGAGUCUGUGACUUUUGGGAACUCAUUGUCACUUAGAGUUGAUGGUGGUGUUGGUGCUGUUUCAAUUAAUCCUUCUGGUCUUUAUGUUGUUGAUUUAGAUGAUCCCUUUUCUCCUCCAAGAUGGUUUCAUCAUAUGACUUCGUGGGAAGUAGCUGAUGUUCAAUGGUCUCCACAUUCUUCGAAACCUUCUUGGGUUAUUUCGACUUCAAAUCAAAAGGCAAUGGUUUGGAAUCUUGCUAGAAGUACUUCAAAUGCUAUAGAAUUUGUUCUUCAUGGUCAUUCAAGAGCUAUCACAGAUAUCAAUUUCCAUCCUGAUCAUCCUGAAUUAUUGGCCACUUGUUCUGUUGAUACCUCAGUUCUCGCGUGGGAUACAAGAUCUCCAAAAAGACCAUUUUAUACUGUAUCAGAUUGGAGAGCCGGUGCUUCACAAGUGAAAUGGAAUUUUAAGAAUCCCAAUAUUUUAUCAUCUUCUCAUGAUCAUUAUUUUUAUGUAUGGGAUCUUAGAAAUAAUGCAAAACCUUUACUUAAAAUCAACGCACAUGAACGGAAAAUUAAUGGUGUUGAUUUCAGUAGGACAAAAGAAUCUGAAAUUAUAACAUGUUCAAAUGACCAUACUGUGAAAUUUUGGGAUUUAUCAAAAGAUAUCAAUAAUCCAGUAUCAACAAUCAAUACUGAAUUUCCUGUAUGGAGAGCUAGACAUUUACCAUUUGGUGAAGGUUGUUCAAUUAUGCCCUUAAGAGGUGGUAAUAAUUCAAUUUAUUUGUCCAGUAAACAAGAUCAACAAGGAGAUUCAAAACUUAAAUCAUGUUAUAUAUUCAAAGGACAUACAGACAGAAUUACAGACUUUUUAUGGAGACAGCGACACUCAUCAUCAGAAGUUGAUGAUAGAGAUUUCCAAUUGGUCACAUGGUCAAAAGAUUGUGAUUUAAGAUUAUGGAGUAUGAAUGAUGACAUUUAUGAAAAAGUUGGUUUCCAAAAGGGUGAACCUAAAAAAUUACCAACUUAUACUUAUAAAUCUUAUAGAGAAGAGCCUGGAGCUUAUCUUAAUAAUGGUUAUGCAAUGAAGAAAACAAAAGAUACAUUCGUUUCAAGUAAAGGGGAAACAAUCAAUUCAGAGGCACAUUUAUCUUGGAUAUCUGGUGUUCGUAUUGGUAGGUCUGCAUUUGCUCCACCAAUUGACCAAAAUCCAAAUGUGAAUAUUGAAAAUUUACCAGAUAAUUUAGGUGAAGAAGUUAGUGUUGUUGGUCAUAAAUUUCCGAAAGUUAAAUUUGAAAAAAUUUCUGUUUCUACUGGUACAUUAGUAUUAUCGUUAAAUGGUCCAUGGGGUAACACUUCUGAAGAAUUAGUGUUUUUAAGAAUUGAGAUCAAAUAUCCUAAGACAUAUCCUUCUGAACCACCAACUUUUAGAAUCGAAGAAAAUAGAGACUUAGAACAAAGUAAAAGACAAGAGAUUUUGAAAACUUUAAAUGAAAUUGUCAAGAAAUACGCAAGUGUCAAUCGGUUUUCAUUAGAAUCAAGUUUGAGAUAUUUUAUGGGAGAAAAAAUUGAAUUGGAUAAUUUGGAAAAAGAUGAUGACGAUUUCAGUUUACAAUUAGAAGAAUUUGAUGAUCUUUCAUCAAUCCCAUCGUCUGCUUCAUCAAGUGAAAGUGAAGCUGAAGAUGAAGAAUUAAUGCCAUUAACACAUAGUGGUUUAAUGUCUGCACCGCUAGUUGAUAGUACACCAAUACCCAAAGGUUGUGGUGCAUGUUGGACCAAAACUGGUGAAUUACUUUGCUUUUUUAUACCCAAACAAGCAAAACAACAGAACAUUAUUAAGUUUGAUCAAAAGGGAUUCAGUAAUCAAAUGACUUUGAAUAACGAUGACCAAUAUAGUGAUGAUAGUUUAUCAGAUGAUUUAAAUGAUGUUUUAAAAGAUGAUGUUAAAUCUAGAUCUAAAAUUCCAGGAGUUUUCAGAAUGCAAAAUUAUAAUAACAAUCAUCAAAACAGAGCACCUUCUUUACCAACCGAAAGAUCAGGUGCAACACAACAAAAUUCAGUGACCAAAAACAUUGUUGCAAUAUUUGAUUUUAAACAUUUAAUUCCAACAAAACUUGAAUUAGCCAAAGAAUACAGGAUAAGUGGUGGUACACCUUGUGAUUUAUCAGCUCAUAAUAGUGAAGUUUGUACAAAGUAUGGCUAUACAGAUCUAGCAGAUAGCUGGAGAAUUUUAUCAACUAUAUUCAGUCAAAAUUUCCAUUGGGGUACACAUCCAUUUGGUAAAUCAUGGUUGAUAAAAGAAUUAAUGGAUUAUUAUGAAAGACUAGGGGAUGUCCAAAUGCUUGCUAUGUUAAGUUGUGUGAUUUAUGGUAGUAGAUUUCAAAAUAAUGAUCAAUUUGCAAUGUCAACCAUUGAAACAUCAUCUGUUAAUAAAGAAAACAGAUCCUUAUCAAUCCAUUCUUAUAAUGAUACCAAUUCAAUUUACAAUUACUCGGAAUCAGCUUUCAGAUUACCUUUUUCAAGAAGCUCAAGUGUCUUAGCCAAGGAACCAGAAAAACCAAUUAGUAUUAAGAUUGAAAUGAUGAAUGAAGCUGAGCUAGGAUUUGCAGAAGAAUCAUUCAAUUAUAAUUCGAUAGAAGAUGAAACUUUUGAUGAACCAAGAUUCACUCGCUAUAGAGAACAAUAUGCAAAUAUAUUAUACACAUGGGAAUUGCCAUUUAGUAGAGUGGAAAUUUUAAAAUUUAAUCAAAACAUUAAUGAAUCAGAUAUUGAUAUAUAUAGAAGUAAAAUUAGAUGGUUGAAAAAAGCUGUGAAAUGUUGUAAUUAUUGUGGAUUGGAAGUUAGAAGAAGAUUAUUUACAUGUUAUAAGUGUGGACAUGUUCUUCAUGCUGAUUGUGCAACUGAAUGGUGGAAUGAUUCAAAUGAAUGUCCAACGGGUUGUGGAUGUUCAUGUAUUGAUGAAUGA